Messenger RNA from Miscanthus lutarioriparius, 624 nucleotides. NCBI's taxonomy places the organism in Eukaryota, Viridiplantae, Streptophyta, Magnoliopsida, Poales, Poaceae. The record is from the annotation of a GenBank genome assembly.
AUGUCCCUGUUUAGCUUGGCCUUGCUAUGGUUAGCUCUCUCACUUGUAGCAGCCGUCGAACCAGCAGAUGACCAAGAGGCUAGCUGCUCGCCCAAGUUAUGCGGCAACCUGACUAUCUCAGACCCAUUUGGAUUUGUUCCGGAGCAGGCAACGGACACAAAAUGCGGUCGUCUGGGAUUCGAGGUCCAUUGCAACAACAGCAUUCCAUACCUUGGGUAUUAUCGGCGGAAGUAUAGAUUCCGGAUCCUCAACAUCUUCUACGACAACAGCUCCUUGCUUGUCGCUGAUAUCCACAAGCUUGUGGACUUCAUCGGAUCCAACUCCAAGGGCUGCCAUGUUCUGACUGCCAACACCUCCUCCAAAAUCGGUCUUCCAUUCUCGAUCAGCCCUGUCAAUCUGAACCUCAUCUUCUACAUGUGCACCAAGACACCGGAGCCGGAUAUGGGGCUUGUGGAGACGAAAUGUGGCAGCAGCUUGCUUGUUCAUGUUGGAGGGCAUUACAAUGACUCGAGCAACUACACGCAGUACUCAGUUGAGGGAUGCAGCAAGUGCCAGUGCGGGGGACAUUUGGCGAGGCGAACGCGAGCAGCUAUGAGCAACUCAUCAGCGAUGGCUUCCUCUUGA